GAGAUGACUAUCAAUAAGAACAAUGAUGAUAUGACGUAAGCAUUAUAAUCAAUAAUCACCACAUAAUAAUAAAGCAUUUAAUUGGCAAAGAUAAUUUAUUUAUGUCAAGUGUCUCAUUUCCCUCAGUAAUCUUCAGAUUAGCAUCAUGAAGUUAGUUUUUACGUUACUUAUUGUGGCUUUAGUGCAUAUAUCUUCUUCUAAAGCAGAAGAUGUAGGAGAACCACUCAUUCUCACUCCAUACAUAGAAAACAAUCAAAUUGCAGAGGGAGUUGCUGCCGCCAAAGUGACCGUGGAACAAUUCGCUAGUAUUCCAAGUUAUUCUGGAUUUUUUACUGUGGAUAAACGUUAUGAUUCCAACUUGUUUUUCUGGUUUAUACCUUCUCAGAAUAAUUAUGAAGAGGAUCCUGUUCUUCUAUGGUUACAAGGUGGUCCUGGUGCCUCAAGCCUGUUCGGUCUCUUCGUUGAAAACGGACCAUACGUAGUUACGAACGGAGAAAAUGUGAGCUUCAGAGAACAUUCCUGGACCAAAAACCAUUCUGUGUUGUACAUCGAUAGUCCAGCUGGAACAGGUUUUAGUUUUACUAAUGGAGGCUACGCCCAAAACCAGACUAAGGUUGGCGAGGACUUAUAUGAAGCCCUUUUGCAGUUUUUCCAACUUUUUCCAGAGUUGCAAAAGAACGAAUUCUUUGUUACUGGAGAAUCUUAUGGUGGGAAGUACGUGCCUGCUAUAGGGUAUACGAUUAUGAAGAAAAAUCCUUUGGCUGACCUUAAGAUUAACCUUAAAGGGUUACUUAUUGGUAAUGGCCUAGUGGAUCCGGAACACCAAAUAGCUGAAUACGGAGACUACUUGUAUAAUUUAGGUUUCAUAGAUGAAGGUGCUAAAGAGGAAUUCAUUGAGCUUCAGAACAAGGGGGCGACUUAUAUGAAGGAAGGAGAUUUUGAAAAUGCCUUUCAGGCCUUUGAUGAGAUAAUCAAUGGAGACUAUAAUAGCGAAACUCUUUUCAAAAAGUAUACUGGAUUUUCCACUUAUUUUAACUAUUUGUUUAAUAGUGAGAGUGACGAGUCUUAUGCUACCUUCCUGGAGACUCCAGCUGUAAGAAAAGGUAUCCACGUAGGAAAUCUAACCCAAGACAGCGACCAAGUAAAAGACAACUUAAGACUAGACGUAGUAAAGUCCAUAGCACCGUGGGUCGUAGAACUAUUAAACCAGUACAGAGUGCUGUUCUACAACGGUCAAUUGGACAUCAUCGUAGCAUAUCCAACUACGGUAAACUUCAUUAAGAACCUAAAUUUCAGUGCUGCCGAGGAGUACAAAACGGCCCCAAGGAUCAAAUGGAGGAUCGACGGAAACAUUAUCGCAGGAUACUCCAAAACUGCUGGAAAUUUAACGGAAGUUUUGGUGAGAAAUGCUGGACAUAUGGUACCAACCGACCAGCCAGAAUGGGCCUACGAUUUGGUUUAUAAGUUUGUCAGAAAUAUUGCGCUUUCUUAGAAUAAAGUUUCGUUUAAAAAA
Messenger RNA from Anthonomus grandis grandis, 1513 nucleotides. RefSeq names its product venom serine carboxypeptidase-like. Gene Ontology annotation, molecular function: protein binding; serine-type carboxypeptidase activity. Gene Ontology annotation, biological process: proteolysis. The transcript has 5 exons. The record is from RefSeq and is a predicted model, not a curated record. The coding region runs from base 146 to 1492 and encodes 448 amino acids. NCBI's taxonomy places the organism in Eukaryota, Metazoa, Arthropoda, Insecta, Coleoptera, Curculionidae.